Molecule: messenger RNA, 1149 nt
Organism: Paramecium tetraurelia
Lineage: Eukaryota; Ciliophora; Oligohymenophorea; Peniculida; Parameciidae
Exons: 4
Cellular component (GO): membrane
Molecular function (GO): lipase activity
Source: RefSeq, a predicted model, not a curated record
AUGAGCUUGUUAAUUAACGAGGAAAGAUUGAUGGAUUCGCCAAAAAGGACUGAAAGCACCGAUAUAUAAUCAGACAGUUAAAAAGUUAAAAAGGAAUUUAACACUUUUUUCUUAGGUGUCCAAUAAACUUCUAAAGUUACAAGAUAGUACAUAGAUACUAAAACACAUGGAAUUCAAUUAUAUUAUCAAGAAUUCACUCCCUAAUUUAUUGAUGCCCAAGUCAUUAUCGUACAUGGAUUUGGAGAGCAUUCCGGAAAUUACAAACAAUUGACAGAUUGUUUCUUACUCAAUAAUUUUAAAGUCCAUCUUUAUGAUUAAAGAGGAUUUGGAUUUUCAGGUGGAAUCAGAAGUAAAGCCACAAUAGAAGAGAUGCACAUGGAUCUGGAGACUGUGAUAGAUUAAAUUGACAAAUCAGUGCCUUUGUUUAUUUUUUGUCAUGCAUUGGGGGCAGCUAUUGUAAUCAGUUUUUGCUUGAGGAAUCCACAAUUUGAAAUACAAGGAAUUAUUUGCAGUAGUGCUUAAUUUAGAGUGCCACCAAGGUAUGGAAAAAUGAAAAUGAUCACAUUACAAAUGAUGGCUAAAUUAUGUCCAGAUUUAUAGGUUAAUACGUAUCAUAAUUUAUCUUUUGCAUCCAAAAAUAAUCAUCACAUCAGAAAAUUGGCAACAGAUCGAUUGAUACAUCCCUAUAUGAGUAUCCAAUUUGCAUAGAAUGUGUUGUUAUUCUAAUAAUACAUUUUACCUAAUGCAAAUUAGUUUAAAAUACCAAUCUUGAUAUUGCAUGGCAAACAAAAUAAGGUUGCUUCACAUCUGGAUUCAGUUGACUUUUAUAUGUAAAUUCAAUCCAAAGAAAAAACAAUCAAAAUAUUUGAGUAAGGUUUUCAUGAAAUGCAUAAUGAUUCUGAAUGGCCGAAAAUGAAGACUAUUAUCACAUAAUGGUGCUAAAAAAUGAUAACCAAAGAUGUUAAAAUGAAUUACUUAAAAGAGUAUAAUCAUGGAGUUGUUGUACAACAAUACAGAUCCAAAAUCAGACUAUUGAUUUCUGUUCUCUUAAUAGUAAUAAGAAGAAAACUUUCUUGCUUAAAUGUCAGUACGAAAGUUAGUAUACUUAUAUUUAUGGAACUAUUACUCAGAUUGUUCACAUCUCAUUGA